Messenger RNA from Papilio machaon (common yellow swallowtail), 1338 nucleotides. RefSeq lists its product as uncharacterized. The transcript has a single exon. The coding region runs from base 1 to 1338 and encodes 445 amino acids. The record is from RefSeq and is a predicted model, not a curated record. NCBI's taxonomy places the organism in Eukaryota, Metazoa, Arthropoda, Insecta, Lepidoptera, Papilionidae.
AUGGUCAAAAUCAAAUCAACUACAGGUCAUUCACAAACAGUUAGAGCUUUGAUUGACCAAGGAUCUGAAGCGUCAUUUAUAACUGAAGCCACAGCACAAUUCCUGAAGUUAAAGCGAGAUUCAGUGAACGGUGUUAUAUCAGGAGUCGGAGAAGGUCAAACACAAGCGAAGAGUAUGGCUUCUUUUGAGAUCGUUUCUUUACGUAACCCAGACUUUUCUAUUCAAGUCAAUGCGUUCGUGUUGAAGAGGUUGACUUCAUUUAUACCGUCCCGAGACUCAUCUAUAUAUGAUUGGCAAGAGAUCACAAAUUUACCUUUGGCUGACCCUACCUACAAUACACCUGGACGAAUAGACAUUAUUCUAGGUGCUGAAAUCUACGGAGAAAUUCUACUGGAUGGUUUUCGGAAACAUUCUGAGUUAUCUGGACCAGUUGCACAAAACACGCAAUUGGGCUGGAUAUUAUCUGGAAAAAUAAAAAAUGAAUUAGUGCAAGAAAAUCGCAAUAUUAUCAGCAUGCAUUUACAACCAAAGGAAGAUGAGCUUUUAAAACAAUUCUGGGAGAUAGAAAGAGAACCUGAAAGUAUCAAAAAGAGAAAGACAAAAGAGGAAUUAAGAUGUGAAGAAAUUUACGAAGAAACAACAUAUAGAAACAGUGAAGGGCGUUACGUUGUCAGAUUACCUUUUAAAAGUCCUAAUCCAGAAUGUUUACAUGGUCAAUCAAAAGAGAUAGCGCUACGAAGGUUCAAAUCAUUAGAGAAGAAAUUACUUAAAAAUACAAAGCUACAAGAAGAGUACAAAAACGUGAUAGAGGAUUAUUUACAGCAAAAUCACAUGAGAAAAAUAACUGAUGAGAGAGAGUUACGUGAUAAUCACGUCGUUUAUCUACCACACCAUGCAGUGAUUAGAGAUGAUAAACAGACUACCCGAGUAAGAGUGGUGUUCGACGCUUCGAGCAAAGGAGUAAACAAUGUGUCAUUAAAUGACAAUCUUCUCGUCGGACCCAAAUUACAAAGUGAUCUACGUCAUAUUCUAAUAAGAUGGAGAUGCCAUAGAAUUUGUAUAGUUGCAGACUUAGUUAAAAUGUACCGUCAAGUGGUUGUCAACGAGCAAGAUACAGAUUUCCAAAGAAUACUAUGGAGAUCAAAUCCACACGAACCUAUUCAACAUUACAAACUACUGAGACUUACCUUUGGAACAUCUUGUGCGCCAUACUUAGCUGUGAAGUCUUUGCAACAACUAGCAAAAGAUGAGCAAACAAAAUAUCCACUUGCGGCACUAAUCACACUGCAAGACUAUUAUAUGGACGAUUUACUUACCGGAUGUGAAACAACAGAGUAA